AUUCGACAACUCUCCUGUCAAUGAAUUGUCAAAACGUACCUAACCAAAACAAUUAGUUCUCAUUUAAUUUAACGUUCUUUUUUAAUCAAUUUGUGUUUUAUUAAACUUUGUAGCCAUAACUGAACCCGUGAAUAUGCCAUCUGCGGUCGCGGAACAACCGGAUCGCGAUGAGCUGAUGCGUAAAGCGUUGAAAGCGCAUAUAAUGCGCGAAAGACAACGUAAAAAACAAGAACGCGAGGCGAAAGUUGAAGAGGAACGCCUACGUAAAGAACGAGAAGCUCGUGAACGCCAAAACGUGAUGACUUUGGGUGAAACUAGAGAUCAAUUGGCUGAAAUGGAGGCGAAAUUAGUAUCGUUGAAGGAGGAGAAACACCAGUUGUUUUUGCAGUUGAAAAAAGUGUUGCAUGAGGAUGAUAAUCGUAGGAAACAAUUACAUAAAGAAGCAAACGAUGUUCCUAUGCCUGUUGUACCUGGAUUACCACAUCAAACUCAUCAUUUGUAUCAACCAAUUAAUCAAUCGUUACAACCGAGAGCUCAACCUCUUCCACAACCUGGCUUUAAACAAACUAAGAGGCAAAGAAGUCCAAGUCCGCCACCUGUUCCAGUUUCAAUGUAUCAUCAAGGUUAUAAUUAUAAAGCACCAGCUGUUGUAAAUCCUACUUAUCAUUCACCCCAAAAAGAUAGCCGAACACACGAAUUAGUAAGGACUGUAUUACGUACGAAAACUCCGCAAUAUUGUGCGAAUACAACCCAUCCAAGUUAUUAUCCAGUACAAGAUUUAGCGAUUUUUUCACCGCAUUAUCUACCAUCUAGAGAACCAAGUCGGGGUUUGUAUGAAAAUUCGAGGGCUCAAGUGAGUUACAUCGAACAAAAACCAAUGGAUCAUUAUGCGUUGGCUUCUCAACCAUCUCAUUUAUUACAUGGAACAUCGAUUCCGAUAAGUCCCGCACAACCGAAAAACGCGGGUAGUAUCACCGCUGGGUAUCCAAUUAGGAGUCAGACUCAAUAUCAACCAGCUCCAGCACCAGCUGCUGCCAUUUAUACAACACAGAGUAGACCGUUGUAUCAAUCUCCAAAUACUCCUAUGAAUUAUACUAGGGAUUAAAGAGUUUUGUCAAGCUUUAAAAGUUUUUUAAAAAUAUAAUACAUUUGUGUAUAUAUAUAAAAUUAACAAAUAAGGAGUGGGAUUUUUGCUGUAGCCACAAAACAGUUUUAACGGAUAAAAUGACGCUUAAUAUUGCUAAAUAAGAAUUAAUUGAUGUGAUUAAUAAAAAUAAAUAUUGGAGAUUUA
Molecule: messenger RNA, 1291 nt
Organism: Onthophagus taurus
Lineage: Eukaryota; Metazoa; Arthropoda; Insecta; Coleoptera; Scarabaeidae
Product: G protein pathway suppressor 2
Biological process (GO): regulation of transcription by RNA polymerase II
Cellular component (GO): transcription regulator complex
Molecular function (GO): transcription coregulator activity
Source: RefSeq, a predicted model, not a curated record